UGUUUGGUAACUCCGGAGGCGUGUUUAACUUCCUGCUGCAGCAGCAGGAGACAUGCCGGUACCGAGCCGUUAACCGGUCAUAACCGCUCAUAACGCCGCUGUGACCGUUAGCCCGGCUGCUGGUUCCGUGCUAGAAGAUGUCCCGGGUCCUGAUAGUCGGAGCGGGCCUGACGGGCAGCUUGUGCGCAUGUCUGCUGAGGAGAGAGCUGCAGAGCAAAGUGCACAUAGAGGUGUGGGACAAGGCGAGGGGCGCAGGUGGCAGGAUGUCCACCAGUCGUCCUCCAGACUCUCUGUCUCACUCAGCUGACCUCGGAGCUCAGUACGUCACCGCCACGUCUGCCUACGCUCAAUCUCACCACAGCCUGUACUCAGAGCUUCAGUCCUGUGGCGUGCUACAACCUCUGGACGCUCCGAUUGAAGGACUGAAACACAAAGAUGGCAGCAAAGACUACAUGACGCCACUGGGCAUGGGCAGUCUGGUCAAACACUUCCUGUCUCAGUCAGGAGCUGAUUUGUCCCUGGAGCGUCAUGUGACCGGCGUGUUCCUGCGUGGUGCAUCAUGGGAGGUCCAGAGGACGGCGGGGGACAGCGAGCUGUUUGACGCCGUGGUCCUGACGAUGCCGGUCCCUCAGAUCCUGCAGCUGCAGGGAGACCUGGGACGCCUGCUGUCUGUCCAGCAGCAGCAGCAGUUAGACGGGGUGUCGUACUCGUCUCGUUUCGCCGUCGCUCUCUUCUUCCCUCCGGACGCCGUCUUCAGUUUCUCCUGGGGAGCUAGAUACGUCUCCUCCAACCGCUGCAUCUGCUACAUCAGCAACGAGCCGGGGAAACGCAACGCAGACUCUCCUGGUCUGGGUCCGUCCCUGGUGGUCCACACCAGCGUCCCGUUUGGCGUGGAGCACCUGGAGCAGGACAAGGAGGAGGUGCAGCCAAUCAUCUUGAAGGAGCUCUACCAGCUGCUUCCUGAUCUGCCUCAGCCAAUCAGCAUCAAGUGUCACAAGUGGCGUUACUCCCAGGUGCUGACCAGCGUGCCGGACUGUCCCGGUCACAUGACCGUCCAUGACCAGCCGCCACUCGUCCUCGCCGGCGACGCCUUCGUCCACUCGAACUUUGACGGCUGCGUGGAGUCGGCGCUGAGCGUGCUGCCCGCGCUGACGGCCGCGCUGCCACGCUGAUCCUCAACCACCAAUCACAACCACAACAUCUGGGAUUAACCACAUUAACCCAUUGAAGCCUGGACAGCAGAUACGUCGUUUUGUAGUAUUUGUAUAAGCUCUCAAAUACUUUAUGAAUUUCAUUUCUAUCUGCUACAGAGGCUGAAAAAUCUAUUAUUUAGUAGAA
Messenger RNA from Centropristis striata (black sea bass), 1338 nucleotides. RefSeq names its product renalase, FAD-dependent amine oxidase (gene rnls). Lineage: Eukaryota; Metazoa; Chordata; Actinopteri; Perciformes; Serranidae. The transcript is spliced from 7 exons. The record is from RefSeq and is a predicted model, not a curated record. The coding region runs from base 138 to 1172 and encodes 344 amino acids. Gene Ontology annotation, cellular component: extracellular region. Gene Ontology annotation, molecular function: oxidoreductase activity, acting on NAD(P)H.